AUGGCCAGCUUCCAUCGGAAGGGAGGUGCAGGGAACGAGCCACAGAAUUCACACGACGUGGAUCAUUCUGGCAAGCAGGAGGAAAAAUUCUUGAGAGAUGAUGUGAAAGAUUCAGUAGCAAAGUACGCGCUGAAGUCAAGGACCGGCACUGCGGGGACCCCGAGUGCCACCCCCGGGAGCGCUGCCCGGCCCCGCUCCGAGCGGCUGCGGGGACACCGAGUGCCACCCCCGGGAGCGCUGCCCGGCCCCGCUCCGAGCGGCUGCGGGGACACCGAGUGCCACCCCCGGGAGCGCUGCCCGGCCCCGCUCCGAGCGGCUGCGGGGACACCGAGUGCCACCCCCGGGAGCGCUGCCCGGCCCCGCUCCGAGCGGCUGCGGGGACACCGAGUGCCACCCCCGGGAGCGCUGCCCGGCCCCGCUCCGAGCGGCUGCGGGGACACCGAGUGCCACCCCCGGGAGCGCUGCCCGGCCCCGCUCCGAGCGGCUGCGGGGACACCGAGUGCCACCCCCGGGAGCGCUGCCCGGCCCCGCUCCGAGCGGCUGCGGGGACACCGAGUGCCACCCCCGGGAGCGCUGCCCGGCCCCGCUCCGAGCGGCUGCGGGGACACCGAGUGCCACCCCCGGGAGCGCUGCCCGGCCCCGCUCCGAGCGGCUGCGGGGACACCGAGUGCCACCCCCGGGAGCGCUGCCCGGCCCCGCUCCGAGCGGCUGCGGGGACACCGAGUGCCACCCCCGGGAGCGCUGCCCGGCCCCGCUCCGAGCGGCUGCGGGGACACCGAGUGCCACCCCCGGGAGCGCUGCCCGGCCCCGCUCCGAGCGGCUGCGGGGACACCGAGUGCCACCCCCGGGAGCGCUGCCCGGCCCCGCUCCGAGCGGCUGCGGGGACACCGAGUGCCACCCCCGGGAGCGCUGCCCGGCCCCGCUCCGAGCGGCUGCGGGGACACCGAGUGCCACCCCCGGGAGCGCUGCCCGGCCCCGCUCCCCCCGGGAGCGCUGCCCGGCCCUGCCCCGAGCGGCUGCGGGGACACCGAGUGCCACCCCCGGGAGCGCUGCCCGGCCCUGCCCCGAGCGGCUGCGGGGACACCGAGUGCCACCCCCGGGAGCGCUGCCCGGCCCCGCUCCGAGCGGCUGCGGGGACACCGAGUGCCACCCCCGGGAGCGCUGCCCGGCCCCGCUCCGAGCGGCUGCGGGGACACCGAGUGCCACCCCCGGGAGCGCUGCCCGNAGCAGCUGAUCCCCCGCGGCCUGGCCGAGAGCCGGCCCCGGGGCCCGCAGCGCGGCCUCAAGGCGCGCAGCCUGGCGGAGCCCCCCCGGCCGGCGCUGGGCAGCGACCCCGAGGACGAGCCCGAGGCCGGGCCGGGCGCGCUGCGGCGCGGGCUGCGCUCCACGUCCUACCGCCGGGCCGUGGUCAGCGGCGUGGAGCUGGACGGCUCCGCCAACUGCAAGAAGAAAAACAGAAAGAAGUUCUCCAGCCUGGGGAGGAUAAAGAAGAUGCUGAAAGGACAAGGGACGUUCGAUGGGGAAGAAAAUGCUGUACUAUAUCAGAACUAUAAGGAAAAAGCUCUGGACAUAGAUUCAGACGAGGAGUCUGAGCCCCAAGAGCAGAAGUUGGAUGACAAGGUUGUUUUCCACUAUAAGCCCCUGAGGUCGACGUGGAGCCAGCUCUCUGUGGUGAAGAAGAAUGGACUGUCAGAAGCCAUCAGCCAGGAGGAAAGGAAAAGGCAGGAGGCAAUAUUUGAGGUGAUAUCUUCUGAGCACUCCUAUUUGCUGAGCCUGGAGAUUCUGAUCCGGAUGUUUAAAAAUUCCAGGGAACUGAGCCUCACAAUGACCAAAACAGAAAGCCACCACCUCUUCUCCAACAUCACGGAUGUUUAUGAAGCCAGCAAGAAGUUCUUUGAGGAGCUGGAGGCCAGGCACCAGAACAGCAUUUUCAUCGACGACAUCAGCGACAUCGUGGCGAGGCACGCGGGCUCCACCUUCGACCCCUACGUCAAGUACUGCAGCAACGAGGUGUACCAGCAGCGCACCCUGCAGAGGCUGCUAGCCACCAAUCCGGCGUUCAAGGAGGCGCUGUCCCGGAUCGAGUCCCACCAGGACUGCAGGAACCUGCCCAUGAUCUCCUUCCUCAUCCUCCCCAUGCAGAGGGUCACUCGUCUCCCCUUGCUGAUGGAUACUAUUUGCCAGAAAACCCCCAAGGAUUCAGCAAAAUAUGAGAACUGCAAGCAGGCUCUGAAAGAAGUCAGCAAGCUCGUGCGUCUGUGCAACGAGGGCGCCCGCAGGAUGGAGAGGACAGAGAUGAUGUACACCAUCAACUCCCAGCUGGAGUUCAAAAUCAAGCCAUUUCCAUUGGUUUCCUCUUCACGGUGGUUGGUGAAGAGGGGUGAAUUAACAGCAUAUGUAGAAGACACUGGACUUUUUUCCAAAAGAACCUCUAAGCAGCAGGUGUACUUCUUCCUCUUCAACGAUGUUCUCAUCAUCACCAAGAAGAAGAGCGAGGAGAGCUACACCGUGACCGGCUACUCGCUGCGGGAGCAGCUGCAGGUGCUGCCCGGGGCGGCGGAGGAGCCCGGGAUGCUGCCGCCCGCCCGGAGCGCGGCUCCGCGCCCCUUCCGGCUCCUGCUGCUCUGCAACCACGCCGGGGACCGCGUGGAGAUGCUGCUGGGCGCCGAGACGCUGAGUGACAGAGCCCGCUGGAUCACGGCGCUGGGCCGGGACAGCGACGGGCAGCACACGGACAGGACCACCCUGGCUCAGGUGGAGACCAUCAGGACGUACACAGCCAAGCAGGCCGACGAGCUCUCGCUCCAAGUCGCUGAUGUCGUUUUGGUUUAUCAGAAAGUGAAUGAUGGCUGGUGCGAGGGCGAGCGGCUGCGGGACGGCCGGAGGGGCUGGUUCCCCUCGGAGUGCGCCCGGGAGAUCACCUGCAGGGCCACCCUGGAACGGAACAUGGAGCGCAUGGGCCGCCUGCUGGGGCUGGAAACCAACGUCUAGCCUGCCUCCCUCGGCCUGGGGCUGGGCUGGGGGACAGCAGGGCCACAGCCAGCAGCACGGGGGACAGCAGGGCCACAGCCCAACAG
Molecule: messenger RNA, 3077 nt
Organism: Ficedula albicollis (Collared flycatcher)
Lineage: Eukaryota; Metazoa; Chordata; Aves; Passeriformes; Muscicapidae
Gene: ARHGEF26
Product: Rho guanine nucleotide exchange factor 26
Exons: 18
Coding region: 1-2991 (996 amino acids)
Biological process (GO): activation of GTPase activity
Molecular function (GO): protein binding; guanyl-nucleotide exchange factor activity
Source: RefSeq, a predicted model, not a curated record